This is a messenger RNA of Heteronotia binoei (common prickly gecko), 2208 nucleotides long. It is a transcript of the gene LARP6, whose product is annotated as La ribonucleoprotein 6, translational regulator. The record is from RefSeq and is a predicted model, not a curated record. The coding region runs from base 219 to 1685 and encodes 488 amino acids. Gene Ontology annotation, molecular function: mRNA binding. NCBI's taxonomy places the organism in Eukaryota, Metazoa, Chordata, Lepidosauria, Squamata, Gekkonidae. The transcript has 3 exons. Gene Ontology annotation, cellular component: nucleus. Gene Ontology annotation, biological process: RNA processing.
UUUGCUUCGGCGGCUGCAGCAGCUGCUCUCGGCGGGGGCGAGCCAGCUCAGCCCCCAGCAGCAGGAGGAGGAGGCGGGGGCGGCUGCGGAGGGAAGCGCCGCCCCGGCUCCGGCUGGCUCGGCUCUCUCUCUGCUGCAGCAGGAGGAGAAGGCGGCGGUGCGCCUUGGAGACUGCGGUGCCCCGGGCGCGCCUUGGAGACGCGCGUUGGCCCGGCGGCAUGGAGGAGGUCGAGCUGGCGACGGGGGGAGGCCCCGGCGGCGGCCCCGUGGAGAUCCGAGUGGCGGCGGCCGAGGAGGACGAGGAAGACCCGGAGGAGGAAGAGGAGGACGAGGCGCGCCGGCGGGGCCGCCUGUGCCUCAGCCCGUUAGGCGGCGGCAGCUGCAGCGAAGACGAUUCCGGGCGAGGCUGCGGGAAAUCCAGCGGUGGUGAAAAUGACGGAGAUGACUUUGGCCACAGCUGGACGGCUCCCGACCAAGACCUGAUCUUGAAGCUGGUGGCCCAGAUCGAGUAUUACUUCUCGGAUGAAAACCUCGAGAAAGACGCCUUCCUUCUAAAGCACGUCCGGAGGAACAAGAUGGGCUACGUCAGCAUAAAGCUCCUGACAUCGUUCAAAAAGGUAAAGCACCUGACACGUGACUGGAGGACGACAGCGUAUGCCCUGAAAUUUUCGGAGGUCCUCGAGCUGAACGAAGACAACAGGAAAGUUCGAAGGAACACUCCCGUUCCAGAGUUUCCCAGCGAGAAUCUCCCGAGCAAGAUGUUGCUCAUCUAUGACAUCCACCUGGCAUCUGAUCUUCAUCCAGAGGCUGAAAAGCAGGCAAACGGAUGUGUGCAGGAGAAGAUGAUGGAGAAUCUUCUUAAAGCUUUUGUCCGAUUCGGGGUUAUCUCCUCGGUUCGCAUUCUCAAACCCGGUCGGGAUCUUCCGCCCGAUAUCAAGAGGUUCAGCAGCCGAUACAGCCAAGUUGGGACAAAGGAAUGUGCCAUCGUGGAGUUCGAAGAGGUAGACGCCGCCAUAAAAGCGCACGAGUCGAUGUGCAUUGUGGACAAUGAAACCAACAUGAAGGUUGUCCUCAUUGGGAUGAAGCCACCCAAGAAGAAAGUCCUGAAAGACAAGACUCGUGAGGAAGACCCUGGCAAGUGUCUCACCAAAACACGAUCAAUGAACAAGCGAGUGGAAGAACUUCAGUACGUCGGUGAUGAAUCUUCAGCCAACAGCUCCUCCGAGCCGGAGAGCGAUCCGACAUCGCCCAUGUCGGGCCGCCGAAACAGUGCCUCGAAUAAGCUGAGCCCCUCCUCGUACCAGAACAAUCACCUCAGCCCAAAUGUCUCACCAAGGUCCAGUCCUUGGAACAGCCCUUCUUCGUUGCGCAAAGUUCCCAGGAUGUCCCCGCUGGCUGAAGACAGCCGGUUGAGCCUCAGCACCAGUCCCGAAAUGCCAAGGAGGUGCGCCGAUUAUUCGUCAGACAGCAGCAUCACCCCAUCUAGUAGUCCAUGGGUCCAAAGGCGCCGGCAAGCUCAGACGCUGACCCAAGAGAAAAGUCCCGUUGGUAGCCCUGUGCUGAGUUCCAAAAUACAGAACGCAGGCGGGUUACCAGUUGGGGUCUUGCGUUUACCGCGAGGCCCAGAUGGUACAAAGGGGUUCCACAAUGGGCACGAGAGGAGUAAGCCCACCAAGAACGAAUAGGUCUCGUGCAACACUUUUUAAAGAAUUGCCAUUUGGUAGAUUGUUCCAUGGUUGAACGUAUUCAAUGACUUGACCAAGGCAGUAUUUCAUUUUUUAAAAGAACUUUUUGUAUCCAUUAGGCUUUCUAAUGUUUGUAUUUGCCCAUAAUCAACCUUCUUUUUGUAUUUUGGGGGUUUUUUUUACAUUUUCCUUUAACGCAAGAUGCAUUUUUCUUUUUUUCUUGUCUUUUUAUGUCAGGUAGACCAAACCAUUUUCGGGAAAGCUCCUGUAGCAAAACACAAAUAAUUUUGUUGAUGUAUUACUCAGACUUGUAUCUGUUGACCAAGCUGUAUGUUGGAGUCCCUUUUGUUCAUUUGUUUUCGUUACGUAUUGGAAGGAAUUCUGGAGUUCUGGAAGUUUCCUAGUGUCUUGCCUCUUGUUCCAAAGACUCUUCCUAGCAUACGGUACAGCCAAAAAAUAUGGGGAUUUUUUUUUUGGGGGGGGGGGAGGGUACUAUGUGAAUAAAUACCGCAAAGAUUUAAAA